Molecule: messenger RNA, 1530 nt
Organism: Triticum dicoccoides
Lineage: Eukaryota; Viridiplantae; Streptophyta; Magnoliopsida; Poales; Poaceae
Product: NAC domain-containing protein 48-like
Exons: 3
Coding region: 129-1028 (299 amino acids)
Biological process (GO): regulation of DNA-templated transcription
Molecular function (GO): DNA binding
Source: RefSeq, a predicted model, not a curated record
GAACAAGUUUCAGGCCUCCUCUUCUCCCUCCUCCCCAGAGCAGCAGCAGAGAAGCGAAGAAGAAUUCAGCAGCAGUAGAAUUCAGAGCCGCGGCGAGCUGAUCCAUCCAUCCGACGGAUCGACCGGAGAUGAGCGGCGGGCAGGAGCUGAAUCUGCCGCCGGGCUUCCGGUUCCACCCGACGGACGAGGAGCUGGUGACGCACUACCUCUGCCGCCGCUGCGCCGGCGCGCCCAUCGCCGUCCCCAUCAUCACCGAGAUCGACCUCUACAAGUUCGACCCCUGGCAGCUCCCAAAGAUGGCGCUGUACGGCGAGAAGGAGUGGUACUUCUUCUCCCCGCGGGACCGCAAGUACCCCAACGGGUCCAGGCCCAACCGGGCCGCCGGGUCCGGCUACUGGAAGGCCACCGGGGCCGACAAGCCCGUGGGCACCCCCAAGCCGCUCGCCAUCAAGAAGGCGCUCGUCUUCUACGCCGGCAAGGCCCCCAAGGGCGAGAAGACCAACUGGAUCAUGCACGAGUACCGCCUCGCCGACGUCGACCGCUCCGCCCGCAAGAAGAACAGCCUCAGGUUGGAUGAUUGGGUGCUGUGCCGCAUCUACAACAAGAAGGGCGGCAUGGAGAAGCCGGCGGCCGUGGACCGGAAGCCGGCGGCCAUGGGCGGCUACGGGGGUGGCCCUGGGGCCAUGGCGAGCUCCCCGCCGGAGCAGAAGCCCGUCAUGGGGAUGAACGCCAACGGCGGCGGCGGCGGCGCGCAGCCGUUCCGGGACUUCGCGGCGUACUACGACCGGCCGUCCGACUCGAUGCCGCGGCUGCACGCGGACUCGAGCUGCUCGGAGCAGGUGCUGUCGCCGGAGUUCCCGGCCGGGGAGGUGCAGAGCCAGCCCAAGAUCAGCGAGUGGGAGCGCUCGUUCGCGUCCGGCGGCGACCCCGUGAACCCGGCGGCCGGCUCCAUGCUCGAGCCCAACGGCGGCUUCGGCGGUGACCCGCUCCUCCAGGACAUCCUCAUGUACUGGGGCAAGCCGUUCUAGGCAGCGAAGAAACCGAUCGGUCGGUCGAAGCGAGUACCUCCUAUCCUUGGCGUUUGGGGCGAUGAAACGGGCGAGCCGCCAUUGUUGACCUGAUGAAGGGGAGAUAAUUUAAGAGGAUAUUAGACGGGAGAUAAGACAAAAUCAGGUGCUUGAUGACGACGACGGCGAAGAUCGGAAGGUGGCGGCGAUGAUACCGUGGGUCCCCGGCCUCUCACCAGCGUGACGUGACCGACGACGCCCAAGAUGCUUCGAAGCGUUCGCCGCAUUGCAUCAUCGGGCGGGCGGUCGUGCGCUAGCAAGCAAGCAUGUGUGUGUGUGUGUGUGUACAUACAUGGAAAAAACAUGAUUGGUUCGGUGCGGGGUUGCUGUUUCUUGAUUGGUUAGUUGCAAGGGUUUAUUGAUAAAUUGAUAUAUAGUACCAUACCAGUGCUAGCUGUAGUCCGAUGGUAGUGUAAGCCAUUCAUCAAAUGACACCGAAUAAUAUAUUGUUCUUACCCCUCCA